Salarias fasciatus (jewelled blenny) is the source of this 749-nucleotide messenger RNA. Its product is annotated as 40S ribosomal protein S8. The transcript is spliced from 6 exons. Gene Ontology annotation, cellular component: ribosome. Gene Ontology annotation, biological process: translation. The record is from RefSeq and is a predicted model, not a curated record. NCBI's taxonomy places the organism in Eukaryota, Metazoa, Chordata, Actinopteri, Blenniiformes, Blenniidae. The coding region runs from base 76 to 702 and encodes 208 amino acids. Gene Ontology annotation, molecular function: structural constituent of ribosome.
GAAGUCUCGCGAGAGCAGCUAUCUUCAACCCUCCCGUGAGCCUUUGCGGUUCCUCUUUCCUGCCGGCGCCUGAGAAUGGGUAUCUCAAGGGAUAACUGGCAUAAACGCCGCAAGACCGGCGGCAAACGCAAGCCCUACCACAAGAAGAGGAAGUAUGAGCUCGGUCGUCCUCCUGCAAACACAAAGAUCGGUGCCCGUCGCAUCCACACAGUGAGGGUCCGUGGUGGGAACAAGAAGUACCGUGCUCUGAGGUUGGAUGUUGGAAACUUCUCGUGGGGCUCUGAGUGCUGUACACGCAAGACCAGGAUCAUCGACGUGGUCUACAAUGCCUCAAACAACGAGCUGGUCAGAACCAAAACCCUGGUGAAGAACUGCAUCGUCCUCGUCGACAGCCUUCCCUUCAGGCAGUGGUAUGAAUCCCACUACGCCACUCCUCUCGGUCGCAAGAAGGGAGCCAAGCUGACUCCUGAAGAGGAGGAAGUCCUGAACAAGAAGAGGUCAAAGAAGACUCAGAAGAAGUACGACGAGCGUAAAAAGUUGUCUAAGAUCAGCACUCUCCUGGAGGAGCAGUUCCAGCAGGGAAAACUCCUCGCUUGCAUCGCCUCCAGACCGGGUCAGUGCGGCAGGGCAGACGGCUACGUUCUGGAGGGCAAGGAGCUGGAAUUCUACCUGAGGAAGAUCAAGGCCAAGAAAGGCAAAUAGAUGUACAGCUGUUUGAUACGUCAAUAAAAGUCCACUCGUCCCACAUU